Vanessa tameamea is the source of this 2915-nucleotide messenger RNA. It is a transcript of the gene GckIII, whose product is annotated as Germinal centre kinase III. Gene Ontology annotation, cellular component: cytoplasm. The transcript has 12 exons. Gene Ontology annotation, biological process: protein phosphorylation. Lineage: Eukaryota; Metazoa; Arthropoda; Insecta; Lepidoptera; Nymphalidae. The record is from RefSeq and is a predicted model, not a curated record. Bases 614 to 2491 code for a protein of 625 amino acids. Gene Ontology annotation, molecular function: ATP binding; protein serine/threonine kinase activity.
CAAAUGCGUUGUAACACACACGCCAUCCAUCACGAUGGAUUAGUUGUUGUCGGGACAGAUUUCUCCUGAGGUGUUCGGUGAAGUGGAAACUAGUGACCGUCUAAGUUGCCAUUGGAUUCUGAUAUUCAGUGAUGUUAACUUUUAACUAGUUGUAAAUAGUCUAAACGUUUUGGGAUUUUGAUCUUGUAGACAUCUUUUAUUGUAGUCAAGCAUAUUUGACAUCUGACUUGUAAACCAGACCACAAUUUGAAAAUUAAUUAGCAUAGUCCUUCAUAAUGGAUCGAAUUCAUUAGUGACCUUUUUCGUCGAAACAAUUGUCCAUCAAACAAGAAUUAAUUCUUAACACGUCUUGCUGACGUCCGGUGGUUCAUGCUUUCCAAGUGCUCAUGUCAAACGGUCUUUGCUUUGCGAACCGUCGGCUGGAUUGCCUGCCUGUAGCAAAUUUAUCAAAUUAUUAAGAUUAUAAACGGUGGUAAUCGGUUAAUUAUCAGUCUUAGGAUGAUAAGGCUAUUAAAAAUUUGAGAAUGCCUUGUCAGUGUGCGAUCAUCGUUAGUGUUAUAAGGUGAUAUGUGUUAUUUAAAGUGAAUGUAAGUGAUAAGUGCUUUGUUUUAAAAUGUGGGGUGCAGCAGUGUCAAAUCCGCCGCAUUACCAUUAUAUACAAGGCUCAAACGGCCCUGUUCCUCAGCGGGGCCCGUCUGGUCCUAUAUUAUCCGGUCCCAAUAAUAGGCAUCUAAGGCCUCAAUCGUCAUAUUCAUUGCCACACGGAAGUAACGGUCCGGGGCGGUGGGGCUGGUCUGGUAGUAAUUCAUCAUCGUUUGACCGAAGGCAAAUGAAAGUGCCACCCCAACCGGCGAGACCAGCACCAGUUCGACCUGCGCAUAGUAAAAAUACUGCCAAUUAUAAGGUCGACCCCGAGCUGAUCUUCACGAAACAAGAGAAGAUCGGUAAGGGUUCCUUCGGUGAGGUCUUCAAAGGUGUCGACAAUAGAACGCAACAGGUCGUUGCUAUAAAAAUAAUUGACCUCGAAGAAGCCGAAGAUGAAAUCGAAGAUAUUCAGCAAGAGAUCAUGGUGCUGUCACAGUGCGAUAGCCCCUACGUCACUAAAUAUUAUGGAUCAUACUUGAAGGGAACAAAAUUAUGGAUUAUAAUGGAAUACCUCGGCGGGGGGUCCGCGUUAGACCUCAUGAAAGCUGGGAGCUUCGAGGAGAUGCACAUCGCAGUGAUCCUUCGGGAGGUACUGCGCGGUCUCGACUACCUACACUCUGAGAGGAAGCUGCACAGAGAUAUAAAAGCAGCAAACGUACUUCUCAGUGAGAUGGGAGAUGUCAAGCUAGCUGAUUUCGGUGUCGCGGGCCAACUAACGAAUACAACAAGCAAACGGAACACUUUCGUCGGUACACCGUUCUGGAUGGCGCCUGAAGUGAUCAAACAGUCUUGUUACGACAGCAAAGCCGACAUAUGGUCGCUUGGAAUCACAGCAAUAGAACUAGCGAAAGGCGAACCCCCCAACUCCGAACUUCAUCCCAUGAGAGUGCUAUUCCUCAUACCAAAAAAUAACCCUCCCCAGCUGACCGGCAGUUAUUCGAAACCAUUCAAAGAGUUCGUCGAGGCGUGCCUGAAUAAGGACCCCGAAAAUAGGCCGACAGCAAAAGAGUUGUUAAAAUUUCAGUUCAUCAGGAAGGCUAAGAAGAAUUCGUAUUUAAUGGAUCUUAUAGAUAGGUAUAAGAAGUGGAAGGCGCAGAGGAGUGAGGAGAGCGAAACCGAGUCGGAGAAUUCGGAUUCUGAGGAGUGCAGUCGCGGCGACGGCGAGGCGGACGAGCCGUGGAUCAUGACGGUGCGCGGCGGCGCGGGCGCGCGGGCGGCCCCGCUGGCGCACCACGCGCACCUCGCGCACCACGCGCACCUCGCCGACGACAAGCGGCGCACCAUGCACGACGACGCCGUGAUACCUUCCCCAACGUCGCCGGUCGCCCCCAAACAGAACGGCUCGUUGAGCGCUCGCGAGGACGUGCCGGCCGACAACCACAACAACCACAAGCCGGCGCCGCUCAACAACAACACGCCCGACAAGCAACCCUCGCGCCAGUCGCCGCUCGUGUCCCCCGAGCAGCGCGGCGCCAAGGAGCGCGAGCGCGCCGAGCGCGACCGGGACGAGCGCAAGGAGCGGGACGCCUCCAACCGGGACAGCGUAGUCUAUAACAAUAAAGCGUCAUCGCCGUUGGAUCACAGAGGAGCAAACAACGAGGAGAACAAAGUGAGGCGACACGCUUAUCUCCAGCAACUUAUAUAUCCGCUAUUAAACGAGUUGUCUCGCAAACACGGCGCGGGCAGCGCGGCCGCCGUGGAGGAGCUGCGGCGCGCCUUCGACGCCGCCGAGCGCGCCGCCCCGCACCUCACGCGCGCCUUCGUGCAGCAGGUGGUACAGAGAGUGGCCACGCAGUCGCACCAACCGUCCCCACCCUCACACAACUCGCAACAGUGGAUGAGGUAGGGCCCCGUAACGCCGGCGGCCGCCCGCAGCGCGCCCCGCCCCGCGCCGCGCCCCGCGCCGCCCGUCGUGACGUCACUCGCCAGCGGCUCUACAUAUAUUAUAUUUUGUUACCCUAACAUAGUGGCUAAUAUUGAACUAAAUAAGAGAGAACCUAAAUUCCUGCGUUAUCGCGUUGAUAUAAACGGAUCAUUGAGGUGGUCGAGGGGCUUACGGAUGUCUGAAUUUAUUAGUGUUUAUAGUUUCUUACUCGUUGAGGAGUGGACCACUGGCCGACUGGCUGCAGUCGGCGUUCUCGUUUAUGAUAAAUUUGUUUCGAGGGGGAAAGGAUUCAUGUCUAAAUAUUUAUUAACGCUGGCGAUAUUAUGGUGUUGGUGAUGCGAAAAAACUAUACAAAAAGGAAAGAUAAUCUUUUAUGUUUAAAUAU